GCUCCGCCAUCCCGCAAUACCCAACCAACUCCAGGUUAUAAUAAGCAAAGCCCUUGUCGGAUUAUCAAGGAGCGGUGAAACCGCAUCUUUCUCGACUUGAGUACACCACGCGGGUGGCGGCGAAGAACAAGGGGAAAAUGAUACGAAAUCCGAACGGUUACAUCACCGCGGAGCUGUUUGCCAGCUGUUAGUAGCGCGGAUGCAAAGCUAUGAGCAGCUUAAGCUAUCUAAGAUAGGUAGGUAGGAACUUGUCGGCUCCAGGACAUCCAGUCCCAUGACGCCCAGUCCCACGACACCACCAAAUGGUGGUGGCCAGUGGCCGCCGCGGCGGCCCUCGAAACGCAGUAAACUGCGCAACGGCACCUUCAUCAUCCCCACCACUGGCGAGCGUUCGCGCCGCCAGUUCACCCUCCGACACCCCCGGGAACAAGCCGACGAGCCCGAAGUCGGCACCACGCGGCCGCCCAUCUUCUCCCGCGAGUCCAUGUCCCGACGACUGCCCGCCCUGGGCCACGGCGCGAGGGCCGCCCUCGUCCGCUUCGGCAAUUGGCUGAACUCGCCGACGGGCAGGGGCAUCCUCAAGUGCACCCUGGCCUACACGCUGGCGAGCCUGGCCACCUUCCUGUCGCCGCUCUCGACCUUCCUCGGCAGGCCGGACGGCAAGCAUGUGGUGGCUACGAUAACGGUGUAUUUCCAUCCCGCCCGCUCGGCCGGUUCCAUGAUCGAAGCUAUCUUGAUCGCCCUCGUCGCCGUAGCGUACGGCCUGGUCAUGUCGGUGUUGUCCAUGGCCGUCUCGGUGCUCGUCGGCUCAGUGUGGAACCAGGUCAUGCUCGCCCACAUCCUGGUAUUGGCCGUCUUUGUCGGUGGAGGCUUUGGCUUCAUUGGCUGGGUCAAGCAGAAGAUGAACAACCCGCUGGUCAACGUCGGCAGCACCCUGGCCUCCCUGGCCAUAAUCGGCGUGGUCACCAAGGAGAGCGCUGUGGUUUCUAACGUCUUCUCCGACCAGAAGAUCGUCCAGAUCCUCAAGAUGCUCAUCAUGGGCGUCUCCAUCACCACCGCCGUCAACCUCCUAGUCUGGAGAGUUGCCGCCGUGGCACUCGUGAGGGAGUCCAUGACUAAGGCGUCGGGCUCUCUGGGAGACAUGCUCGCCAUGAUCACGCGCGGGUUUCUGAGCGGCUCUGAGGAAGACGUCCUCUCGGCCGAGUUCUCGGCGGCUUCGGCCUCGUAUUCGUCGGUUUACCCCCAGAUGUUGAAGGACUUGCGCGACGCAAAGUUCGAGCGCUACUUCGUCGGGCACGAAACGCUGUAUCAGCUAGACAGGGCAGUAGUGAAGUCGAUAGAGACCCUCUCCCAGUCCAUAGGCGGCCUGAGGAGCGCGGCGAACACCCAAUUUGCUCUCUUGAAGGAAACCGGGCCGCCCUCCGGCAUGUUCUCUCCUGGCACCUCGCCAUUCCCCCCGGGGCUAAGCCCCGGUACCUCGAGCUUGCUCAGGAGCGGCAAGGACCGCUUGCCCGUCCUAUCUUCCAUCGACGAGGCCUCCGAGGAGAGCGCCGAGGAUGAUACAAACCGGUCCCGUGGCAAGGACCCGGUCGAGGCGCCGUCCUUCCGUAGCCCGUCAGACAUUUUCGAGCUCUUCAUCGCUCUCCUAGGCCCGUCCAUGAAGUCCUUGGCCUACACGCUUUCAGAGAUCCUCCGCGAGCCACCGUUCGGGGCCGCACCAGAUUACGAGAUUACGAUCAAUGAGAAUUUCCGCCAGAGUCUCUCAGAUGCGCUCGGGCUCUUCAACACAGCCAGGGCCAAUGCACUGGAAGAAUUGUAUUCACACCUCGAGCUGAAGCGGGCCAGGACGGAGCAGAUACAGGCGGACUUUGAGGAGGUCGCCGCUGCCUGUGGACAUUUCUCCUUCAGCCUCCAAGCCUUUGGGGAGGAAAUGCAGAAGUAUCUCGACGUCCUCGAUGACCUGAAGUUUGCCAACCAGUAUAAGAAGCGGAGUUGGCGAUGGCUGCUCUGGUGGAAGCAAGGGAGACGCGGCUACCCUUGGUCUAUCUCGGCGCUGCCGUACGACACCACGGACGAGAGUGAGAGCUUGAUCAAGCCGAUCAAGAAGACGGCAAUGCCUCGAGGCAUUCCCGAUAGCAUGGUUGAGCGACGGGAUACCUACAACUGGCAGGCCGCCGCCGCGGACCACAGAAUCAUCGCGACCAUCUCACAAAAGCUGCUCAGAAUGGUCAGGAAGCUGGGUAGACAUGACAUCCGAUUUGGUCUCAAGGUCGGCCUAGGAGCCGCACUCUGGGCCAUGUUCGCGUUCAUCCCGCAGACUAGGGCCUCGUACCAGCACUGGAGAGGCGAGUGGGGUCUUCUGUCCUUUAUGAUUGUCUGCUCUAUGACUGUCGGAGCUUCGAAUACGACCGGGUGGUCUCGGUUCCUCGGCACCCUCGUCGGCGCCGCUGCAUCCACCGUAAACUGGACGCUCACCCAAGGCAACGCUCUCGGCCUGAUCCUGCUCGGCGGGCUUGUCGCCUUCUCGAGCUUCUGGGUGAUCCUGGCACGCGGCAUGGCACCAAUGGGCCGCAUAACGCUCCUGGCCUACAACGUGUCGACGCUGUAUGCGUAUAGCCUCUCCCAGAGCGACAACGACGACGGCGACGACGAGGGCGGCGUCAACCCCCUCAUCUUGCAGAUCGUGAAGCACCGCACCAUCUCCGUCACCGUCGGCAUCCUCUGGGGCCUGAUCGUCUGCCGCGUCAUCUGGCCGCUCUCGGCGCGCAAGAAGUUCAAGGAGGGCCUGUCGGUGCUGUACCUGCAGCUGGGCCUGGUCUGGAAGCGGGGCCCGCUCGCCGUCCUGCUCAGCAGCGACUGCACGCGCUCGUACCUCAAGUCGGGCGAGCAGGUGGCGCUGCAGAAGUACGCGGGCCGGCUGGCGGCGCUCCGGCUCAGCGCCAACUCGGAGUUUGAGCUGCGCGGGCCCUUCCCUUUCGCGGCGACGGGCCGGCUGAUGGCGAGCACGAACCGCAUCCUCGACGCCUUCUACGCCAUGAGCCUCGUGACGCAGCGCAAGGGCCGGCUGACGCGCGGGGAGCGGGCGCUGCUGCAGUUCACGGCGCCCGAGAGGGCCAUGCUGUGCGACCGCAUCUGCCACGUCUUCCAGGUGCUGGCCAGCUCCAUGAUGCUCGAGUACCCGCUCACCGAUGCCGUCCCCAGCGUCACGGGCCUGCGCGACAGGCUGCUCGGGAAGAUCUUCCAGUUCCGGAAGGAGCACGUCCCCCGGGGCUACAUCGAUGGCGCCCACGGCGGCGGCGGCGGCGGCGGCGACGAUGAGGGCAGUAGCGGGGCGGGUUCCAGCCCGGCGUUUUCGAACCCGCUGCACGUCGUGGUGGAGGAGAGGGACUACGCCUUGCUGUAUGCCUACGCCCUUGUCACGGGCCAGGUCGCCGACGAGCUGAAGAUUGUGGAGAAGGAGAUCGAGGGCCUGUUCGGCGUCUUGCACGAGGAGGCACUGUUACUCCAGUGAGGCUUCUUCGUUCCUCGGGCCUGUCGCUGCGGGGGAGGUUGGGAUAUAAAAAUCAGAAUGGGCAUAUUAGGGGGUUAUCAUGAAUGGUUUCAAUUAGCCGUUUUGCAGGCGUACAUGGAGCGGACUUGUGUCUUUGGCAGUCUGGACCGUAUGG
Molecule: messenger RNA, 3665 nt
Organism: Phialemonium atrogriseum
Lineage: Eukaryota; Fungi; Ascomycota; Sordariomycetes; Cephalothecales; Cephalothecaceae
Product: Fusaric acid resistance protein-like-domain-containing protein
Exons: 4
Coding region: 275-3511 (1078 amino acids)
Source: RefSeq, a predicted model, not a curated record